AUGCUCCGCGGCGACGACGUUAUCAUCGGAGCUGGGAGUGAACGCCGAGGAGCUCCGGGCGACGGCGGGCUGGAGAGCUCGUGGCUCGGGGCGGGGGAGCACCAGCUUGGCCGAGGGGACGCGCCCGUCGCAGCUUGCGUCGCCAUCGACGUGCGCAUCGGCGAGGACCUGACAACGGCCGCAACUAUGGUCCACGACUGGUCCAUCGGCGUCACGUCCGGCCACGUCACCCCUGCACCCGUGCCUCUCACCACAGGCAUGCCUGAGGGGAGGCGGCUCGCACUGGUCUUCUUCGCGUGCUCUGCCAGGCGCUUUUCCAUCGCCACCGCGGCGGUCCAUCUUGGCGUGGGACUUGACCCGCCGGAGGAGGAUAUGCGAGCAUUUCAUUGGUGCCGCCGGGGCACGGGCGACGCAGCCGAGCCCUGCCGCGCGGCGGCCGAGGAGGCGGCGAGAGCGGCAACAGCGAGGCUGGAGAGCUGGAACCAGGUCAUGACCGAAGCCACUUCUGACGCCGAUCGGCUCUGGAUCGUCGACGCUGCGGCCCCCACGAAGCUCGGCCUUGCGCAGCUCAUGGAUGACAAUGCCCUCCGAUCCUCCUCAUGGGGAGCCCAGGUCGUGGGCGCGCGAGCGCUUCAGGCCAAGGCGGGCAGCCUCCGCGCAGAGAUCCGGUACGGGUCGGGCAAGACGGAGUGUUGGAUGUCCAUCUUCACGGCCCUGGAGCUCCUCGGGGUGUCCAUGACGGUGGCCUUCCGCGCGCUGGACGCCACGGCUCUCCACUCAGACCCUCAGAGCAGCGGCGGCACUAGCGGCCAGGAUCGAGUCUACCGCGCCGAGGAACACGGCAUCCCGCGGUACGCGGCAUGGUCCCUCCAGAGGUUCGAGGAGCCCGCGCACGCUCCAGCCCGGACAGGUGGCGGGAUCAAGCGCGACUUCGACGAGGCUGAGCAGCAGGCCCUUUACACCCUUGGCAAGGACGGUAGCUUCGAGGAGUUUGCUGCCAAGCUUCGAGAGUUCGGAAAGAAGCCACGCCUGACCAGGGUCGUACCUUCCUUCUCGGUGUACCCCACCUGGCGGUGCGCCAAGGGGCGGGUGCAGGAGGUGGGAUCCGCCCGCGCCAGCAUUCCUGUGACGGCCACCAGGGGGCACUUUUGGCCCUGGAUGGCCGACGCGGCACAUCGCCCAGCGGCCAUCGCUGGCACGGGCAACGACUCUUCAGGAGACGCAGCCGAGGCGGCCUUGGGAGCCCCAGCCCCGGCGGGCGAGGAUGCGGGCGAAUCCCCCAUCCCGCAGAUCGGCGCCGCCGCGCCCCAGGAGGCGGCCCUUCGGGACGAGGGCGCGAGGGCGGCCGUGGCCGCGGCGGCAGAAGGUUCCGCGAACAGGCGGAGCACCAAAUUCCCUGGCAUGGCGAAGGCGCUUUCCAACGAGCAGCUGGUGUUGGUGAAGUGGCGCCUGGAGCACGGAGAGACGGCCCAAGGCCGCCCCUUCUACGACGACCCGAGCUUCGCCAAGUGGUGCGAGGCGGCGAAAGCCGCGAAGAGUCAGGCCAAGGCGGGGCAGGGGAUGCCAGAGUUCACCCCGGAGGCAGUGGCGGACAUGCACGCCGGCUUCGUGAACGCGCAGGACGGCGCCGAGGCGGAGCUCGAGGCUUGGGGCCGCUUCUGCAACAUGCUCGCCGAAACCGAGAAGAUCCGGGGCGCAAUCAACGCCCCGCUGCGCGACUCCGGCGAGCGCGCGGUGCACCGCGCCGCGGAGACGGGGAGGCUCCAGAACCUGGCGUGGUUGCUUCAGAACGGCGCGGACGUCAACGCCACCACGGCCCCUGCGUUCGAGCUGGCCGAGGACAGAGAUGCUGCUCCUGCAUUUCGAUACGAGCAUCGGUUAGGCCGGAUCCAAUUCAAGAAGAAAUGUGAUUGCUCUCCCCUUUCCUUCUUUCCUUGUCGAAUGCGCGUGUCUGAUCAAGGCCGCAGAUUACAAUCAUCGCCAUGGCCGCUGGCAUCCUCGAAGUCAGUGAGGUUGUGA
Molecule: messenger RNA, 2019 nt
Organism: Prorocentrum cordatum
Lineage: Eukaryota; Dinophyceae; Prorocentrales; Prorocentraceae
Source: the annotation of a GenBank genome assembly